Molecule: messenger RNA, 2121 nt
Organism: Nerophis lumbriciformis (worm pipefish)
Lineage: Eukaryota; Metazoa; Chordata; Actinopteri; Syngnathiformes; Syngnathidae
Source: RefSeq, a predicted model, not a curated record
AUGUAUCCCAUAAGAAGGAAGAAAUCAGCUGAGAGGAGCGUCAGGGAUUCUAGUGGUCGUGUCUCUGUCGAUCUGGUCUUGAGGGUGUCAGAAGGUGGGGUGCGCUCACGAGGGGCUGAGGAUGUGAAAACUACACGGUCAGGACACGCUGCAAAGACUUGUCGUCUGCUGGGAGUCAGCAAAAUGGCCACAUUCCUUCUCUUCUUCCCGCUCCUGGCUGGCUUCUCGGCACUGGAGGCCCAACCUGCCCGCCAUCACCCUUCGUGCCGCAUCGUGGGCACGAGCAUGGUCUGCAGAGAUUUGAGCCUCACCAGCGCCCCCGUUGACCUCCCAUCGGGUGUCCAAGCACUGGACCUCUCACACAACCAGCUGCAAAACCUUAGCCGUAACACGCUUGCUGACCACACGAACCUUUCUCGCCUUGACCUGCACUCCAACAAGAUCCACUUUAUUCAGCCAGGACUUUUUGAAGCCAUGAAUGACCUCAAGGUCCUGGAUCUGUCCGGAAAUCGUCUCGACGUGUUUGCUCAGGCCAAAAUUCAAAUAGGAACACUUUCAGCCGUGGAGUCUCUGGAUCUCUCCGGUAAUGGCUUGUACACGGGGAUGUCAGACUUUUUUCUUUCUGAUUCACCAUCGCUUGAGGAGCUCUCGCUGAGCAGCAACAGCAUCACCAAGAUCGCUCAAAACACUUUCCGUGGGGCGUUGUCCCUGAGGAGGAUCAGCCUCCACAACAAUGUCAUUUUGGAAAUCGAAGAUGGCGCCUUCGAUUCUCUCGUCGGUCUGAGCGAACUGGACUUGUCCAUGAACUCAAUCGCUUGCAUCACUGAUUUCAAUCUGAGCCGCCUGAGAGUGUUGAACCUCAGCAGGAACAGCCUGGAGCUCUUCCAGAGUCCCAGCUCAGACGAGCCUUACCGCCUCACCUUUCUAGAUCUAAGUGAAAACAAACUGCUGUACUUCCCGCUACUGCCCGUGAACAACGUGAUCCUGCAUCUGGACCUUUCACGCAACCGUCUGCAGAGUGUUGACGCGUCUGACUCGGCAGAAACAAAGAUGCCCAUGACGGCUUUGAAGCACCUGAGACACUUAGAUUUAAGCUACAACCAACUCACAGGCUUGCCGCAGUCCUUUUUUCGCACCAUGAGUGCGCUGGAGGUCCUGAACGUGAGCAACAACUGCGUCACUUCAUUUUCUGUCACUGAAAAAGACCUUCUUCUCACAGCUAAGAUUGUCAACCUUAGCUAUAACUCCUUGCAGAGACUUUCUCUCAGGGAAGGCACUUUGUUGGCAUUGGAGGAGCUGUUCCUCCAAGGGAAUGCUCUUAGCACCCUGGCACAUCAAACUUUUCAGAGACUUCCGAGACUAAACUUCCUGAGGCUUGAAGAGAACAAUCUACGUGUGUGCGCCUCGGAGACAAAACCAGAUGAAAAUCCUCCAGGUUGUGUCUUGUUCUCUUCUGUUCCUAAACUUAAGAUCCUUUACCUUUCUGAGAACAAUCUGAAGAGUUUGCCUUGCAGAGCAUUCGCCGACACCCCUCUCAGUUUACUGGACUUGUCCGUCAACCCUGGCAUAGAGAUGCACCAAGACUCUCUAGCGGGUUUAGAGCACUCCCUGGUACAGCUACUCCUGAGGGAAAACAACAUAUCCAGGUUGAACGCGGACAUGUCGUCACUCCGGAGCUUAAAACUGGUGGAUCUGUCUACCAAUCAACUGACCAGUCUCCCCACGUGGAACAGAGAGUCGUCCAUUGAGACGCUCAACCUGCAGAACAACAGCCUGGUCACCCUGGAGAGCGCCGCCAUGGCGCCAUUGAAACACUCGCUGAAGACGCUCUACGUUGGCGACAAUCCUCUUAGUUGCUGCGAAAACCUGGACUUGGUGCAUCUGCUGCAGCACUCAGCCGUGGUGGUGCCUGACAUCGAGGCCGCGACCUGCAUUCUUCGUGAGGGCUUCGAACCAGUUAAUAUUGAGACGGUGACACGGGAAAUGUGCAGAGGGCGAAAGAAAGCCAACUACAUCGUCGUCAUCGUCUUGAUCGUGUUCUUGGCAGCCAUCGCUUUAGGAAUGCUGGUGAAAUACUGCAAGUCUAGCAAGCGGAAACCCAUCCGAAGAUUUAGCGCAUGA